Messenger RNA from Nerophis ophidion (straightnose pipefish), 2990 nucleotides. RefSeq names its product 5-hydroxytryptamine receptor 4. Gene Ontology annotation, molecular function: G protein-coupled serotonin receptor activity. The record is from RefSeq and is a predicted model, not a curated record. NCBI's taxonomy places the organism in Eukaryota, Metazoa, Chordata, Actinopteri, Syngnathiformes, Syngnathidae. The coding region runs from base 147 to 1397 and encodes 416 amino acids. Gene Ontology annotation, cellular component: plasma membrane. The transcript has 7 exons. Gene Ontology annotation, biological process: regulation of appetite; adenylate cyclase-activating adrenergic receptor signaling pathway; chemical synaptic transmission.
CUGCAGGAAGCAGCCUUCUAUUGGAGAGUCCAGCUGGAGUAUGAGAGCAUCUCAGCACACCUGAACAGGAGGAACGGAGGCCAGGAGCCUGUCGCAGGGCGGGAAGAUGGGCUGACCUGGGCCGACCUCGAGGCAGAUGACCAGUGAUGGCCGCGGCAUCGCCUGGACUAUUUGAGGAUGAUGUCAUCAAGGCAGAACGGGAAGAAGAACUGCUGAAGUCACUUGAGAGCAUCCUUCUCACCGCCGGGCUGUCAAUCAUCAUCGUCAUGACGGUGUUUGGAAACCUGCUGGUCAUGGUGGCGCUCUGCAAGGAUCGAAAUCUACGGAAGAAGAAGACCAACUACUUCAUCGUCUCGCUGGCUUUUGCCGACCUGCUGGUGGCGCUGGUGGUCAUGCCCUUCGCCGCCAUCGAGCUGACCACCGGCGUGUGGAAGUACGGCCGGCUCUUCUGUCUGGUGCGGACCUCGCUGGACGUCCUGCUCACCACCACUUCCAUUCUGCAUCUCUGCUGCAUUGCACUGGACAGGUACUACGCCAUCUGCUGCCAGCCUCUGGUGUACAGACACAAGAUGACCUCGCUCAGAGUGGCGGUGAUGCUCGGUGGCUGCUGGCUCAUCCCCACCUUCAUUUCCUUCUUACCCAUAAUGCAAAGCUGGAACGCCAUUGGCAUCGAGGAUAUUAUGGAGGAGAGGCGGUCGUCGGCGGGAGGCUCCAACGACACAAGUUGCGUGUUUGUGGUCAACCGUCCGUACGCUCUGAUCUGCUCCACGGUGGCCUUCUACAUCCCGCUGGCCCUCAUGGUCCUGGCCUACCAGCGCAUCUACGUCACCGCCAUGAGCCACGUGCGGCAGAUUGAGACGCUGCAACGCGCCGGCUCCGCCCCAGUGACCCCCGCCAGCAUCAUGAGGUCAUCGGCCUGCUCGGACCACCACCACUUUAGGACGGAGCAGACUCCUCUGGCCCACAGUCGCAUGCAGGUCGAGACCAAAGCGGCAAAGACCCUGGCCAUCAUCAUGGGCUGCUUCUGCCUGUGCUGGGCGCCCUUCUUCAUCACCAACGUGGUGGACCCCUUCAUCCACUACUCCGUGCCCUGGCAGCUAUGGACAACGUGGCUUUGGCUCGGCUACAUCAACUCGGGCCUCAACCCCUUCCUCUACGCCUUCCUCAACCGGGCUUUCCGGAGGGCCUUUCUGCUCAUUCUUUGCUGCGGGGAUGAGCGCUUCGUACGCCAGGCUAGCUACUCCCAUGGACCCGCCCACAGAGUGUGCUCGCCAUCCGUCAACGGGACCUCCAUGGCACUCAGAUUGUCCUUCUUACCAAACCGGAGCUACUGCGACAAUGGAAGAAGGAUACUGGCCAACGAGCAGGAGUCCCAGGACUCUCUGGGAGCUCUCUGAGAAAGGACUUCUCCUGCAGGAGGUCAUCAACUGCUCCAAGUCUGUUUCUAUUCCAUGUUUUACAUGAUAUGAUAUAUUGAUCAUCACUGCUGAUCAUUCCAAGGUCUCAAGUCUGGAGGAUAGGACUCAACAGGUGCUGAUGUUUAACAAAAAGAGGGUCCAAUUUAGCACAAUUGAUGCAUCAGAAGUCAUAGUAGUGUAAAAUACAUAUAUUGUGAAAUAGUUUUGCACUUCAAUAAAAUGACAAGAUCAUACUACAUAAGUAGACAUUUUUACAGAAAAACAUCCAAAAUAGUUUGGAUUCAAAAUCUCGGAACAUUUUUAUCAGUUGAGAUAAUGCAGGGAUCAAUGAGGACAGCUUUGUUGUGGACUGUGCUAAAAUGACAUUUUGCCAGUCCUGAAUGUCACAUUUCAAUUCAGUAUUUUCUGACCUCAUUAUUGUGUUUGAAAGUAUUUUUUCUCCUGCAAUAGAAGCCAGAAUUGAAUCUUGCGUAGUUAGUAACAUGUAACUAUUGUUUCCAGGGACUUUCAACGAAAGAAAAAUGAGCAACUUUGUCUGACAUGUUUGAUCCUCUACAUCAGUGUUUUUCAACCACUGUGCCGCGGCACACUAGUGUGCCGUGAGAUACAGUCUGGUGUGCCGUGGGAGAUUAUCUAAUUUCACCUAAUUGGGUUAAAAAUAUUUUUUUGCAAACCAGUAAUUAUAAUCCGCAAAUGUGCUGUUGUUGAGUGUCGGUGCUGUCUAGAGUCCGGUAGAUUAACCAUGUAAUACUCUUCAAUAUCAAUAGGUGGCAGCAGGUAGCUAAUUGCUUGUGGUGAUCACAAUAUGCGGGAGGCAGCGUGUAGGUAAAAAGGUAUCUAACACUUAAACCAAAAAUAAACAAAAGGCGAGUGCCGCUAAGUGCUGCUAAGAAAAGGCAUUGAAGCUUAGGGGAACUAAACUAAAACUGAACUGGCUGCAAAGUAAACAAAACAGAAUGCUGGAUGACAGCAAAGACUUACAGCGUGUGGAGCAGACGGCGUCCACAAAGUACAUCCAUAUAUGACAUGACAAUCAACAAACUCCCCACAAAGACGGAUAGCAUCCUCACAAUUUAUAUAGUCUUGAUUGCAAAAACAAAGCAGGUGCGGGGAAUAGCUUUCAAGGCAGACAUGGAACUUACGAGAAAAUACCAACAACACAGGAAAAUCCACCAAAAUAGGAGCGCAAGACAAGAACCAAAACACCACACACAGGAAAACACCCAAAAAUUCUAAAUAAUUUACAGAGAACGACUUUUUAUUCUCAAUUUCAGGUGCUGGGUUAAAUUUUUGUAUGUUUUCUGCUGGUGGUGUGCCUCGGGAUUUUUUCAAUAAAAAAAAUGUGCCCUGGCUCAGCGAAGGUUGAAAAACAUUGCUCUACAUCAGCAUUAAAUGCUGAAUUACUAUUGUCAUUAUUAUUAUUAUUAUUAUUAUUAUUAUUAUUAUUAUUUGUGUUCACAGCAGCAGGAAGCAAGAAUUAAUAACACGCAUCUUUUCAAAAAAUGGAUCACAAGGCAGUCACUUCCUGUUAGGCCGUACUUGCCAACCUUGAAACCUCCGAUUUUGGGAAGU